Messenger RNA from Harpegnathos saltator (Jerdon's jumping ant), 582 nucleotides. RefSeq names its product Cytochrome c oxidase subunit 7B (gene COX7B). The record is from RefSeq and is a predicted model, not a curated record. The coding region runs from base 156 to 431 and encodes 91 amino acids. The transcript is spliced from 3 exons. NCBI's taxonomy places the organism in Eukaryota, Metazoa, Arthropoda, Insecta, Hymenoptera, Formicidae.
CCACAUUCAAAAGCUGUCGUUUUCUCGUAGGAGUACCUAGAUCACACAGAAAUUGGAAGUACUAUUCAAAUCGAUUCGUCGACAGUUCCUCGUUCGUUUUGUAUUGUGUUAUUUAAAUUUUGUGACUAUAUUGAUUGUAGAUUAAUUUUGUCAGGAUGUUCUAUCAGGUGUUGCGACCAGUCAUUCGCAACGUGGCCAGAAAUGGUACCCGUAUGUCCAGCUCAAAGGUGGUGGAUUUUAAGUUUCCGACGAUAGAUGACAUACCUAUACCGAAAGGGUCAUGGCGAGAAUAUUAUGAAAAGAGGCAGAAAGUUUACAAUAUGCAACUAGCUAUUGGGCUUACUGCUCUGCUGAGUACUUUAACUUUUAUAAAAGUAUCAGGCAUUAUCUUCUUCAACUUUGGUCCACCUGAGGAACCUACUGAGAAGUAAACAUUCAUUUACAUAUUAGCUAAUUACAAUAGAUAUAUAAAAGCAAUCCAAGCACAGCUAUAAUGAAUACUGUGUACUUUAUUAUGAGAGUGUAAUAUACACGCAAUAAAAACCUUGUACUCUGUUCAAUAAAUAGUUCAUAUUUAUAACA